This is a messenger RNA of Pongo pygmaeus (Bornean orangutan), 11964 nucleotides long. RefSeq names its product calcium voltage-gated channel subunit alpha1 D (gene CACNA1D). Gene Ontology annotation, biological process: calcium ion import across plasma membrane. NCBI's taxonomy places the organism in Eukaryota, Metazoa, Chordata, Mammalia, Primates, Hominidae. The transcript has 49 exons. The record is from RefSeq and is a predicted model, not a curated record. The coding region runs from base 336 to 6881 and encodes 2181 amino acids. Gene Ontology annotation, molecular function: high voltage-gated calcium channel activity. Gene Ontology annotation, cellular component: membrane; voltage-gated calcium channel complex.
GCUAGAGGAGGGGACAAGCCAGUUCUCCUUUGCAGCAAAAAAUUACAUGUAUAUAUUAUUAAGAUAAUAUAUACAUUGGAUUUUAUUUUUUUAAAAAGUUUAUUUUGCUCCAUUUUUGAAAAAGAGAGAGCUUGGGCGGCGAGCGGUUUUUUUUUUAAAUCAAUUAUCCUUAUUUUCUGUUAUUUGUCCCCGUCCCUCCCCACCCCCUGCUGAAGCGAGAAUAAGGGCAGGGACCGCGGCUCCUACCUAUUGGUGAUCCCCUUCCCCAUUCCGCCCCCGCCCCAACGCCCAGCACAGUGCCCUGCACACAGUAGUCGCUCAAUAAAUGUUCGUGGAUGAUGAUGAUGAUGAUGAUGAAAAAAAUGCAGCAUCAACGGCAGCAGCAAGCGGACCACGCGAACGAGGCAAACUAUGCAAGAGGCACCAGACUCCCUCUUUCUGGUGAAGGACCAACUUCUCAGCCGAAUAGCUCCAAGCAAACUGUCCUGUCUUGGCAAGCUGCAAUCGAUGCUGCUAGACAGGCCAAGGCUGCCCAAACUAUGAGCACCUCUGCACCCCCACCUGUAGGAUCUCUCUCCCAAAGAAAACGUCAGCAAUACGCCAAGAGCAAAAAACAGGGUAACUCGUCCAACAGCCGACCUGCCCGCGCCCUUUUCUGUUUAUCACUCAAUAACCCCAUCCGAAGAGCCUGCAUUAGUAUAGUGGAAUGGAAACCAUUUGACAUAUUUAUAUUAUUGGCUAUUUUUGCCAAUUGUGUGGCCUUAGCUAUUUACAUCCCAUUCCCUGAAGAUGAUUCUAAUUCAACAAAUCAUAACUUGGAAAAAGUAGAAUAUGCCUUCCUGAUUAUUUUUACAGUUGAGACAUUUUUGAAGAUUAUAGCUUAUGGAUUAUUGCUACAUCCUAAUGCUUAUGUUAGGAAUGGAUGGAAUUUACUGGAUUUUGUUAUAGUAAUAGUAGGAUUGUUUAGUGUAAUUUUGGAACAAUUAACCAAAGAAACAGAAGGCGGGAACCACUCUAGCGGCAAAUCUGGAGGCUUUGAUGUCAAAGCCCUCCGUGCCUUUCGAGUGUUGCGACCACUUCGACUAGUGUCAGGAGUGCCCAGUUUACAAGUUGUCCUGAACUCCAUUAUAAAAGCCAUGGUUCCCCUCCUUCACAUAGCCCUUUUGGUAUUAUUUGUAAUCAUAAUCUAUGCUAUUAUAGGAUUGGAACUUUUUAUUGGAAAAAUGCACAAAACAUGUUUUUUUGCUGACUCAGAUAUCGUAGCUGAAGAGGACCCAGCUCCAUGUGCGUUCUCAGGGAAUGGACGCCAGUGUACUGCCAAUGGCACAGAAUGUAGGAGUGGCUGGGUUGGCCCGAACGGAGGCAUCACCAAUUUUGAUAACUUUGCCUUUGCCAUGCUCACUGUGUUUCAGUGCAUCACCAUGGAGGGCUGGACAGACGUGCUCUACUGGGUAAAUGAUGCGAUAGGAUGGGAAUGGCCAUGGGUGUAUUUUGUUAGUCUGAUCAUCCUUGGCUCAUUUUUCGUCCUUAACCUGGUUCUUGGUGUCCUUAGUGGAGAAUUCUCAAAGGAAAGAGAGAAGGCGAAAGCGCGGGGAGAUUUCCAGAAGCUCCGGGAGAAGCAGCAGCUGGAGGAGGAUCUAAAGGGCUACUUGGAUUGGAUCACCCAAGCUGAGGACAUCGAUCCCGAGAACGAGGAAGAAGGAGGAGAGGAAGGCAAACGAAAUACUAGCAUGCCCACCAGCGAGACUGAGUCUGUGAACACAGAGAACGUCAGCGGCGAAGGCGAGAACCGAGGCUGCUGUGGAAGUCUCUGGUGCUGGUGGAGACGAAGAGGCGCAGCCAAGGCGGGGCCCUCUGGGUGUCGGCGGUGGGGUCAAGCCAUCUCAAAAUCCAAACUCAGCCGACGCUGGCGUCGCUGGAACCGAUUCAAUCGCAGAAGAUGUAGGGCUGCCGUGAAGUCUGUCACGUUUUACUGGCUGGUUAUCGUCCUGGUGUUUCUGAACACCUUAACCAUUUCCUCUGAGCACUACAAUCAGCCAGAUUGGUUGACACAGAUUCAAGAUAUUGCCAACAAAGUCCUCUUGGCUCUGUUCACCUGCGAGAUGCUGGUAAAAAUGUACAGCUUGGGCCUCCAAGCAUAUUUCGUCUCUCUUUUCAACCGGUUUGAUUGCUUCGUGGUGUGUGGUGGAAUCACUGAGACGAUCUUGGUGGAACUGGAAAUCAUGUCUCCCCUGGGGAUCUCUGUGUUUCGGUGUGUGCGCCUCUUAAGAAUCUUCAAAGUGACCAGGCACUGGACUUCCCUGAGCAACUUAGUGGCAUCCUUGUUAAACUCCAUGAAGUCCAUCGCUUCGCUGUUGCUUCUGCUUUUUCUCUUCAUUAUCAUCUUUUCCUUGCUUGGGAUGCAGCUGUUUGGCGGCAAGUUUAAUUUUGAUGAAACGCAAACCAAGCGGAGCACCUUUGACAAUUUCCCUCAAGCACUUCUCACAGUGUUCCAGAUCCUGACAGGUGAAGACUGGAACGCUGUGAUGUACGAUGGCAUCAUGGCUUACGGGGGCCCGUCCUCUUCAGGAAUGAUUGUCUGCAUCUACUUCAUCAUCCUCUUCAUUUGUGGUAACUAUAUUCUACUGAAUGUCUUCUUGGCCAUCGCUGUAGACAAUUUGGCUGAUGCUGAAAGUUUGAACACUGCUCAGAAAGAAGAAGCGGAAGAAAAGGAGAGGAAAAAGAUUGCAAGAAAAGAGAGCCUAGAAAAUAAAAAGAACAACAAACCAGAAGUCAACCAGAUAGCCAACAGUGACAACAAGGUUACGAUUGAUGACUAUAGAGAAGAGGAUGAAGACAAGGACCCCUACCCGCCUUGCGAUGUGCCAGUAGGGGAAGAGGAAGAGGAAGAGGAGGAGGAUGAACCUGAGGUUCCUGCCGGACCCCGUCCUCGAAGGAUCUCGGAGUUGAACAUGAAGGAAAAAAUUGCCCCCAUCCCUGAAGGGAGCGCUUUCUUCAUUCUUAGCAAGACCAACCCGAUCCGCGUAGGCUGCCACAAGCUCAUCAACCACCACAUCUUCACCAACCUCAUCCUCGUCUUCAUCAUGCUGAGCAGCGCUGCCCUGGCCGCAGAGGACCCCAUCCGCAGCCACUCCUUCCGGAACACAAUACUGGGUUACUUUGACUAUGCCUUCACAGCCAUCUUUACUGUUGAGAUCCUGUUGAAGAUGACAACUUUUGGAGCUUUCCUCCACAAAGGGGCCUUCUGCAGGAACUACUUCAAUUUGCUGGAUAUGCUGGUGGUUGGGGUGUCUCUGGUGUCAUUUGGGAUUCAAUCCAGUGCCAUCUCCGUUGUGAAGAUUCUGAGGGUCUUAAGGGUCCUGCGGCCCCUCAGGGCCAUCAACAGAGCAAAAGGACUUAAGCACGUGGUCCAGUGCGUCUUCGUGGCCAUCCGGACCAUCGGCAACAUCAUGAUCGUCACCACCCUCCUCCAGUUCAUGUUUGCCUGUAUCGGGGUCCAGUUGUUCAAGGGGAAGUUUUAUCGCUGUACAGAUGAAGCCAAAAGUAACCCUGAAGAAUGCAGGGGACUUUUCAUCCUCUACAAGGAUGGGGAUGUUGACAGUCCUGUGGUCCGUGAGCGGAUCUGGCAAAACAGUGAUUUCAACUUCGACAACGUCCUCUCUGCUAUGAUGGCGCUCUUCACGGUCUCCACAUUUGAGGGCUGGCCUGCGUUGCUGUAUAAAGCCAUCGACUCGAAUGGAGAGAACAUCGGCCCAAUCUACAACCACCGCGUGGAGAUCUCCAUCUUCUUCAUCAUCUACAUCAUCAUUGUAGCUUUCUUCAUGAUGAACAUCUUUGUGGGCUUUGUCAUCGUUACAUUUCAGGAGCAAGGAGAAAAAGAGUAUAAGAACUGUGAGCUGGACAAAAAUCAGCGUCAGUGUGUUGAAUACGCCUUGAAAGCACGUCCCUUGCGGAGAUACAUCCCCAAAAACCCCUACCAGUACAAGUUCUGGUACGUGGUGAACUCUUCGCCUUUCGAAUACAUGAUGUUUGUCCUCAUCAUGCUCAACACACUCUGCUUGGCCAUGCAGCACUACGAGCAGUCCAAGAUGUUCAAUGAUGCCAUGGACAUUCUGAACAUGGUCUUCACUGGGGUGUUCACCGUCGAGAUGGUUUUGAAAGUCAUCGCAUUUAAGCCUAAGGGGUAUUUUAGUGACGCCUGGAACACGUUUGACUCCCUCAUCGUAAUCGGCAGCAUUAUAGACGUGGCCCUCAGCGAAGCAGACCCAACUGAAAGUGAAAAUGUCCCUGUCCCAACUGCUACACCUGGGAACUCUGAAGAGAGCAAUAGAAUCUCCAUCACCUUUUUCCGUCUUUUCCGAGUGAUGCGAUUGGUGAAGCUUCUCAGCAGGGGGGAAGGCAUCCGGACAUUGCUGUGGACUUUUAUUAAGUCUUUUCAGGCGCUCCCGUAUGUGGCCCUCCUCAUAGCCAUGCUGUUCUUCAUCUAUGCGGUCAUUGGCAUGCAGAUGUUUGGGAAAGUUGCCAUGAGAGAUAACAACCAGAUCAAUAGGAACAAUAACUUCCAGACGUUUCCCCAGGCGGUGCUGCUGCUCUUCAGGUGUGCGACAGGUGAGGCCUGGCAGGAGAUCAUGCUGGCCUGUCUCCCUGGGAAACUCUGUGACCCUGAGUCAGAUUACAAUCCCGGGGAGGAGUAUACAUGUGGAAGCAACUUUGCCAUUGUCUAUUUCAUCAGUUUUUACAUGCUCUGUGCGUUUCUGAUCAUCAAUCUGUUUGUGGCUGUCAUCAUGGAUAAUUUCGACUAUCUGACCCGGGACUGGUCUAUUUUGGGGCCUCACCAUUUAGAUGAAUUCAAAAGAAUAUGGUCAGAAUAUGACCCUGAGGCAAAGGGAAGGAUAAAACACCUUGACGUGGUCACUCUGCUUCGACGCAUCCAGCCUCCCCUGGGGUUUGGGAAGUUAUGUCCACACAGAGUAGCGUGCAAGAGAUUAGUUGCCAUGAACAUGCCUCUCAACAGUGAUGGGACAGUCAUGUUUAAUGCAACCCUGUUUGCUUUGGUUCGAACGGCUCUUAAGAUCAAGACCGAAGGGAACCUGGAGCAAGCUAAUGAAGAACUUCGGGCUGUGAUAAAGAAAAUUUGGAAGAAAACCAGCAUGAAAUUACUUGACCAAGUUGUCCCUCCAGCUGGUGAUGAUGAGGUAACCGUGGGGAAGUUCUAUGCCACUUUCCUGAUACAGGACUACUUUAGGAAAUUCAAGAAACGGAAAGAACAAGGACUGGUGGGAAAGUACCCUGCGAAGAACACCACAAUUGCCCUACAGGCGGGAUUAAGGACACUGCAUGACAUUGGGCCAGAAAUCCGGCGUGCUAUAUCGUGUGAUUUGCAAGAUGACGAGCCUGAGGAAACAAAACGAGAAGAAGAAGAUGAUGUGUUCAAAAGAAAUGGUGCCCUGCUUGGAAACCAUGUCAAUCAUGUUAAUAGUGAUAGGAGAGAUUCCCUUCAGCAGACCAAUACCACCCACCGUCCCCUGCAUGUCCAAAGGCCUUCAAUUCCACCUGCAAGUGAUACUGAGAAACCGCUGUUUCCUCCAGCAGGAAAUUCGGUGUGUCAUAACCAUCAUAACCAUAAUUCCAUAGGAAAGCAAGUUCCCACCUCAACAAAUGCCAAUCUCAAUAAUGCCAAUAUGUCCAAAGCUGCCCAUGGAAAGCGGCCCAGCAUUGGGAACCUUGAGCAUGUGUCUGAAAAUGGGCAUCAUUCUUCCCACAAGCAUGACCGGGAGCCUCAGAGAAGGUCCAGUGUGAAAAGAACCCGCUAUUAUGAGACUUACGUUAGGUCCGACUCAGGAGAUGAACAGCUCCCAACUAUUUGCCGGGAAGACCCAGAGAUACAUGGCUAUUUCAGGGACCCCCACUGCUUGGGGGAGCAGGAGUAUUUCAGUAGUGAGGAAUGCUACGAGGACGACAGCUCGCCCACCUGGAGCAGGCAAAACUAUGGCUACUACAGCAGAUACCCAGGCAGAAACAUCGACUUUGAGAGGCCCCGAGGCUACCAUCACCCUCAAGGAUUCUUGGAGGACGAUGACUCGCCCGUUUGCUAUGAUUCACGGAGAUCUCCAAGGAGACGCCUACUACCUCCCACCCCAGCAUCCCACCGGAGAUCCUCCUUCAACUUUGAGUGCCUGCGCCGGCAGAGCAGCCAGGAAGAGGUCCCGCUGUCUCCCAUCUUCCCCCACCGCACGGCCCUGCCUCUGCAUCUGAUGCAGCAACAGAUCAUGGCAGUUGCCGGCCUAGAUUCAAGUAAAGCCCAGAAGUACUCACCGAGUCACUCGACCCGGUCGUGGGCCACCCCUCCAGCAACCCCUCCCUACCGGGACUGGACACCGUGCUACACCCCCCUGAUCCAAGUGGAGCAGUCAGAGGCCCUGGACCAGGUGAACGGCAGCCUGCCGUCUCUGCACCGCAGCUCCUGGUACACAGACGAGCCCGACAUCUCCUACCGGACUUUCACACCAGCCAGCCUGACCGUCCCCAGCAGCUUCCGGAACAAAAACAGCGACAAGCAGAGGAGCGCGGACAGCUUGGUGGAGGCAGUCCUGAUAUCCGAAGGCUUGGGACGCUAUGCAAGGGACCCAAAAUUUGUGUCAGCAACAAAACACGAAAUCGCUGAUGCCUGUGACCUCACCAUCGACGAGAUGGAGAGUGCAGCCAGCACCCUGCUUAAUGGGAACGUGCGUCCCCGAGCCAACGGGGAUGUGGGCCCCCUCUCACAUCGGCAGGACUAUGAGCUACAGGACUUUGGUCCUGGCUACAGCGACGAAGAGCCAGACCCUGGGAGGGAUGAGGAGGACCUGGCAGAUGAAAUGAUAUGCAUCACCACCUUGUAGCCCCCAGCAAGGGGCAGACUGGCUCUGGCCUCAGGUGGGGCGCGGGAGAGCCAGGGGAAAAGUGCCUCAUAGUUAGGAAAGUUUAGGCACUAGUUGGGAGUAAUAUUCAAUUAGACUUUUGUAUAAGAGAUGUCAUGCCUCAAGAAAGCCAUAAACCUGGUAGGAACAGGUCCCAAGUGGUUGAGCCUGGCAGAGCACCAUGCGCUCGGCCCCAGCUGCAGGAAACAACAGGCCCCGCCCUCUCACAGAGGAUGGGUGAGGAGGCCAGACCCGCCCUGCCCCAUUGUCCAGAUGGGCACUGCUGUGGAGUCUGCUUCUCCCAUGUACCAGGGCGCCAGGCCCACCCACCUGAAGGCAUGGCGGCGGGGUGCAGGGGAAAGUUAAAGGUGAUGACGAUCAUCACACCUGUGUCAUUACCUCAGCCAUCGGUCUAGCAUAUCAGUCACUGGGUCCAGCAUAUCCAUUUUUAAACCCUUUCCCCCAAAUACACUGCGUCCUGGUUCCUGUUUAGCUGUUCUGAAAUACAGUGUGUAAGUCAGAACCCAGCUACCAGCGAUCAUUGUGAGGGCAAUGGGACCUUAUAAAUAAGGUUUUCUGUGAUGUGAUGCCAGUUUACAUAAGAGAAUAUCACUCCGAUGGUCGGUUUCUGACUGUCACGCUAAGGGCAACUGUAAACUGGAAUAAUAAUGCACUCGCAACCAGGUAAACUUAGAUACACUAGUUUGUUUAAAAUUAUAGAUUUACUGUACAUGACUUGUAAUAUACUAUAAUUUGUAUUUGUAAAGAGAUGGUCUAUAUUUUGCAAUUACUGUACCGUAUUUGAACUGCAGCAAUAUCCAUGGGUCCUAAUAAUUGUAGUUCCCCACUGAAAUCUAGAAAUUAUUAGUAUUUUUACUCGGGCUAUCCAGAAGGAGAAGAAAUAGAGCCAAUUCUCAUUUAUUCAGCGAAAAUCCUCUGGGGGUAAAAUUUUAAGUUUGAAAGAACUUGACACUACAGAAAUUUUUCUAAAAUAUUUUGAGUCACUAUAAACCUAUCUUUCCACAAGAUAUACCAGAUGACUGUUUGCAGUCUUUUCUUUGGGCAAGAGUUCCAUGAUUUUGAUACUGUACCUUUGGAUCCACCAUGGUUUGCAACUGUCUUUGGUUUUGUUUGACUUGAACCACCCUCUGAUAAGUGAAUUACAGAGCAGGUCCAGCUGGCUGUUCUGCCCCUAGGGUAUCCAUAGUUCUGGUUUUCUCUGCUGCCCACCCAGGGUGUUUUUUGCAUCGCUGGUGCAGAAAUGCAUAGGUGGAUGAAGUAUAGCUGCUCUUGUCCUCUGGGGACUGGUGGUGCUGCUUAAGAAAUAAGGGGUGCUGGGGUGGGGGGGGGACGGAGGAGCAACAUGGUGAUCUAUAGGAUUGGAGUGUCGGGGUCUGUACAAAUCGUAUUGUUGCCUUUUACAAAACUGCUGUACUGUGUGUUCUCUUUGAGGGCUUUUAUAUGCAAAUGAACGAGGGCUGAAGUUUUCAUUAGAAUGCACUGACACGCUGACUGUACGUCCUGAUGAAAACCCACUUUUGGAUAAUUAGAACUGUCAAGGCUUCCUUUUCUGUCAACAGAAUUAGGCCGACUGUCAAGUUACCUUGGCAGGGAUUCCCUGCAAUCAAAAAGAUAGGUAGCGAUUUUGGUCCAAAAUUUUUAAUAGUAUACAGACAACCUGUUCAUGUUUUUUUUUUGUUUUUUUUGUUUUUGUUUUUUUUUGUAAAUAACACCACUUCGUUAUGAAGACCUUACAAACCUCUUCUUAAGACAUUCUUACUCUGAUCCAGGCAAAAACACUUCAAGGUUUGUAAAUGACUCUUUCCUGACAUAAAUCCUUUUUUAUUAAAAUGCAAAAUGUUCUUCAGAAUAAAACUGUGUAAUAAUUUUUAUACUUGGGAGCGCUCCUUGCACAGAGCUGGCAUUUGCCAGUGAGAACCUCCGACGGGGCAGGUACUGUGCCAGGGCAGCUCUGAAAUUAUGGAUAUUCUUAUCCUCCUGGUUCCUUCGGUGCCAAUGGUAACCUAAUACCAGCUGCAGGGAGCGCCAUUUCUCCUAAAGGGCUACACCACUGUCAACAUUAUCUUGGACUCUGUGUCUCUCUCUGUUGGGUCUUGGUCUUACUGUGUGGCAUCACGUCGGGCCAAAAUUGCCAGACCAGGACCCUAAGUGUCUGGUAGAGGCGAUGAUCUUUUCCAAAGUCAGUACUUACAAACUGGCGUUCUUACAGGCUGCACCAUUUCCUAGUAUCUGUCUGCUUUAAGCCUGGUUCAACCUCUCAUCGAAUAUUAAAUUUUUCUUUGUAAGAAAAAUUUGAAGUUGUAGAGCAUGGUUUUUUGUUUUCCUUUGUCUUAGGAAAGUUUUAAGAUGAAAUGUUUUUCCUUUUUGGUUCCCUCCCCAUCUGAAAAAUACACAUUUUUGUGUCCACAGGAAUAAUACAUUUAGUUUCUUUAAUCUUAUGUUUUUCAUAAUCUCACAAAAUGUAAAUGGCAGCUAUGAUUUCACCGUCAACUGGCAGCAAGAACCUCACUAAGAACCAUCUCUGCUCAGCCUAUGGACUCCGACAUCCACCCAGUCAGCUGGAUCUCGCUUCGCCACGUGGCACUUCCCGGCUCUAUCCUAAAAGAAGUUUCAGAAUUGGGCGAAGGCCAGGCGUGGUGGGCUGUGAGGGCCACGUUACCUCUCGGUGCAGUCUCACCUGUGCGAGAUGGGACCAGGGGCACCACUUGCUUUCCUGCUGACCCUGCUAUGAAAAAAACUGGAGCAGUUUCACCUUGUAUACUUCUCAGCAUCGUAAGUGUCUUUUGCCAAUUGCAUUUCCUACAAAAGUUUUACUGUUUUGAUAGGCAGCUGGCUGGUUUAUAAAAACCAGUUAGCCAUAGAACUGACAUCAUGCACAGAACCCCGACUCCCUGAUUAGCCCACCCCAACUCAAAAACUGACUCCAGGGAUGUUUUGUUGAAAAGGUUAUUUCUCUAAAACAGUAUUUCUUUUCCUCUCCUGGGGACUAGGAGGGCAGGAGAGAAUGAGGAGCAGGCCUGGGCCCUGGUUCCAACAUCAGGAGUGACAGGGUGGUCUCAGGGAUGUCCUGUGAGGACAACCUGAGCCACUAAACAGGGCCAAUAGAUGAUAUGGUAUUUUAUCUUUAAAAAACCUGUAUUGGAUCUGAUGUUAAGUUGGCUUAUCAGUAGAAGCAUGAAACCACUUCUGAGUGACGGGAUAUGGUUGGCUGGAGAAGAAUCUGUUUUUUGUUGUUUUUUUGAGACAGUCUCACUUUGUCACCCAGGGUGGAGUUCAGUGGUGCAGUCUUGGCUCACUGCAGCCUCCGCCACCCAGGUUCAAGCAAUUCUCCUGUAUCAGCCUCCCGAGUAGCUGGGACUACAGGCGUGCACCACCAUGCCCAGCUAAUUUUUGUAUUUUUAGUAGAGAUGGGGUUUCACCAUGUUGGCCAGUCUAGUCUCAAACUCCUGGCCUCAAGUGAUCCACCCACCUCAGCCUCCCAAAGUGCUGGGAUUACAGGCAUGAGCCACCAUGCCCAGCCAAGAAGAAUCUAUUUGAACUCGUGGAGAUGAUGCCUGCAACCUUCGCUAUGAGCAGAAAGACUAGAUGUUUGGGUGCCUGCAACUCCUGCUUCAGGAACUCACCAUCUCCAGUCAGGCUGGCAGAUGCUCUUGGCUCCCACGCAGCCCACCCCUGUCCCCUAUUCCAUCAGGAACUGCCUUCUAUUAGUGCAGCGGCUUCAACACAGGCUUCUGCAAUAGGUCAGGGCUCCUGAGAGCACUGGACACAUGCACAGCACAUUCUGUUGUGCUCUUUGAGCCAUUUUUGCAAAGCACGUUUCUCUGUUUUUAGGUACUGCAAGCUUUUGGCCAAGGGGCCCGAUUCCCUAUGAGACUGAAGAUGGGGGGUACCCUCUGUGCACCCCACUUUGUAGCAAAUACCUUUCUCCCCCAUGCUGGCUUCCUCAGGUGACAGCCUCUCCUCCUGGGAUGAAAGACUCCCUUCAUGGCAGGGGAACGCUCAGGUUCUGGACAUGUGACACUUACUUACCAUCUUUUCUUUUGAACCUCAUUCCUGUUUGUUUAUGGCCAAAUUGUGCAAUUGUGUAGAACAUGACUAAGUAUUUGAGAGUGAGAGAGGGCCUGGGUGCAAUCGAGCAGCAUCACCAGUGGGCUCCUCUUACCAUAUGACGUUUUGCUUAUUUUAAAAUACAGCCACCAGACUGAACCCACCAUGGUCUCAGACGCUGACACACCCAUGGGACACAGAGAUGGUAGAACUAAGUGACUGUCACCCUGCCAUAGCCAUACCUGUUCCAGAGAAGAAGGGUCAGCAGAGUCAUGGUUGGCCCAGGACCAUCCCCUGCCCCUGAAUCCACACACACUCCAGCAGGAGAGCUGCAUGAGGCCCUCCAAGUCACGGGGCUGGCACCUGAACUCCUGUUCCUGCACUCUUGCAGGCAGCCCUGAGACCCAGGUGACUGAUGGCCAUGGACUGCUGCUGUAGGGCAGGUGGGGACCUUCCGUAGGAGAAAUAAGUCUCUUGGCCGGUUUAGAAUUUUCUUUCUUGACCAUCUCUUGGAACAAAAAUUUUAAAAAAAUAGGUAAGACUAAACAAGCGCUGCUUAAGAUUUUUAAGGAGAGGUGUGAUGGGUUUCUUCCGUCUCUCUAGGUUUUUCUCAGAAAACUAAGUUGUGGCUGUCAGACCCCCCCCCCCUCCAAUCUGUAAGCCGCCUCAAUCCUCUCAGAUCCCAGCAAAGCCUGGAAUCCCCCAAUUUUCUCCCGUCCUUAUUCUGGGCCUAGUAUAGCUGCAGGUUUCCACGUAACAAUGCUUUUCUUCCCAGCCCUUGAUGGUGGAUGUGGAUGUCUGGAAAAAUCCAAGUGCAUUUUAUUUUCAUUACCUUGUCAGAACAGUCUGGAGAAGGCAUCUCAGUUCAAAUAUAAGUGACUGGAUCACUUUAUUAAAUGGUAAGAAAUUUAAAGAGCAAAGAGCUGUUGUAAAUGCUACUUGUAUUUUUUUUCCUCCAAAACUCCUAUCUUGAAUUUAUUUUUCUUUCACACAGGGG